CCAAUCAGAAUUUCUCAGGCUUUUCGGCAAUGUUCGGAAAAUAAUGUUUGUACAAAAUGGAGUCGCUCCUGAUUCAUAUUGGGUUCAAGUUAGACGAAAAUGGAUGCCACCUUUGUUGUAAAUUUAGUUUAUAAUUGUUGGAAAUAAUGAAGUCCAGCCUCAACAGACCAUAGGCUACCCUAGUUUAUUUCAGCGAUUAUGAAAAGGUGCAGAUGAUAAAAAGCUGCACAUACAAAUAACCAAAGAAUGGCCUCUAAAACUCUUUCGAAAGACCAGCAAAAUUUCAUGUGGAUUUCGAUAGCUUGUGUGGAUUUUAUUAAGCUGCCUUUAAAAGACAUUUUAUCUAAUCAGAUAAAACCUGCAGAUCUUUAUAACAGAAUUGACUCUUCACAAACAAAUAAAAGAGAUUACCUUAGGAAAGAACAAGAAAUAAUUUGUUUCAUUCCACCACCUGGCCAACCAGACUACAACGACUUCGAUGUGACUUUGCUGUACACAUUAAUAAGAAAUCUUUGCUCUGCAUCACUGAACCCGACAUCACUAAAUCCGACAAAAGGAUGGGGCAAGGUUCCAGAUUCUUCACAUAUGCGGAUAGGGGAUGACAUCGAGCGUCUCAGAUUGAUGAGAAACAAGUUUGCGCACGCCAACUCCGCGGGGAUUCCAGAGGCCGAGUUUCAGGUUCUUUGGAACGAUUUAAAAUCAGUUAUUCCGAGAAUUCAAACAUUUAUGAACUCAAUGGGAAGCAAUGUUAAUUAUGAACAAAAGUUGGCGGAUAUAGAAAGAACUGAUUUUGGGUUCGGGGAUCUUCAAAAAUAUAAGCUAUUUUUGGAAGCAACGUUGAGUCAAUUAAAAGAAGAAAGAAUAAAAGAAGAACCAGAAAUUUCAAUAACGGGCGCAGAAAGAGUAGUAUGGGGAGAGAAAACAUGUUUUGAGGCAGAUUUGAAACAAAAAGAAGCAUCUCAUUGGUCAAUCAGCUGGCAGAGAGUAAGAGGAAGUGUCACUUAUCAGAUUGACAUCAGUGACAAAAAGUACAGGGACAGUACCAGAACCCAGCUGGUCAUUCAUUCCGUGAGUAAAGACGACCAGGGAGAAUACCAAGCAGUUCUCGCCAGAGAAUCAAAUGGAAACAAACGAAAAAUAGAAAGCAAUGCUAUUUUUCUACACGUCAUGGGAGAACUUCCAGUAUUCGAGGUUUGGGAAGUUACGACAGAGGUGGAAAGCGUCACCAUUCAUUAUAAAGUAAAGAAUAGUACACCUCGUGUGUACGAUAUAAAGUGGAUAAAGAACAGAGAGGGACUGAACUUCAAAACUCAGAAAUACAUUGGAGGGGGUUUAUCUGACAGUUUUUUGAGGAUUACGUCACCGAAUGAAGGAGGCAAAGAAACAUACUCCUGUACAUUGGAAAAUGCUGUUGGGUUUACCUCCAGAGAUGUGACAUUUGACAUCCCUAAAGUUACAAUUUCAACAGAUUCGAAAGUCUACCUUGGAUCUACAACACAAAUCAGGUCCAAAGUUUCAUCAGCCCUACCACUCAGUAAAUAUACAUGGCAAAAGAGUUUUGAUGGUAAUGAGUUUCAUUGCAUCGACAUCAAUGAACGAAAAUAUCACGUAACUGACGGUUUAAAGAACCCGUUACUAGUGAUAUCAAACACGACUUCUGACGACAUUCUUUAUUAUCGCCUUUCGGUGUGGAAUAUAAUUGGAGGAUGUGUCAGUAACACGGUCUACCUUAACGUCAUAGGAAAUCCCCCAAACAUAACAUGCAGUCAUGAAACAUGUUUCGAAAGUCGAUCAGUGAAAUUGAUUGCCAAAGUUUACCUUUAUGACUCGUGUCAUGCAAUUCAGAAAGUGGUCUGGACAGUAAAUGAUGAAGAAAUAGACCAACAAGGACCGGGUGGAAAGUUCUCAAAAGUGAGCGUCGAUUAUCCAUGUUUAACCAUCCACAACGUCAAUUGUUGUGAUGCGGGAUCGUACAAACUUACAGCUACUAACGCCGUGGGGUUGACUACUAGUGAUGCCACUGAAUUAAAUAUUCCUGAUGUUAUAUCUGCUAAAUUUGACGAGAAGGAAGAUGGUACACAAUGGGUCACAGUGACAAUCAAAUCGAUCCCAGAGCCUUUCCUUGUACAAUGGAGAAAGAAAGAAAAAAACAAUGACAUGUUUCAACCGAUUAAUAUCAUUGCUAAGGAAUUUGAGGGAUCUUCAUGUUCAUUUCCUUACCCUGUGCUGGUCAUUAGACAAAGAGAACAAUUAGAAAACUUUGCCUUCCAAAUAAAGAUACAAAAUUUCAUCGGUACCUGUGAAAAGACAAUACAAGAUUUAUUGAACCUUGUGCCUGGUACCAUGAAAUCGGAGAAUGGCUCAUCAGAUGAAAUAAAUGACGGUAGCCUGAACGAGACUUAUAAUGAUGAGGUAGCCGGAAUAAAAUUCGCUAUUCUUUUUGACGACUUAGCAGACCACUUUCCGGAAGAAAAAUUUCAAAAAUUAAAAGACCUUAUUCAAAGUUCAAAGAAAGUUAAGAACAUUAAAUCCUUGAAUGAAGCGAGAUCUGCAAGAGAUUGUAUUAGGAUUCUUGAUUCUGAAAACCUCUUUACCAAGUCUGAUGUGACGUUUGUGCAGUUUUUACUUAGAAGGACAGAGUGUAAAGACCUCGAAAACAAAUGUGUAGAAUAUGCGAAAGGACAGAGGGCAUUAGGGUUUUACGAGAAACAACCGGAGGGCGGGUUCAAACAUGUUUAUUUUCAUGUGACGGGAGAUCUAUCAAACUUCAAUAUGGAAAAGAGAAGAAAUAUUAUAGAAACUGUUGCUGCAAUGGUGGGAUGCAAAACAGACCGAGUUUCUUUGAAUGGAUAUCGCCGCUCAAAGAGUUUUAUAGCAAUUGUAUCGAUAGAGGUAAUCUACGUUGGGAAACUGGUGGCAAUAAACGAGCAGGAUAGAUACAGAUUUGUUCGUCUGGACAUUGACUACUUCACUGUUGACUUUAUAAAAGUGAUCCUAAAAAUCUCACAAGAAAGUCAACGUGUUGAUUAUCAUGAACACGUUCAAAAGACAGAACAACGCACAACUAUACCACCCCUUGAAAGAACCUAUGUACCAUUCAGAGUUGAUACAUCUAAUAGAGUUUUGCAUAAAAUUGAAGAUGAAGAGUCUAUGGAAACAAGUUUAAAACGUCAACGUGUUGAUUAUCAUGAACACGUUAAAAAGACAGAACAACACACAAUUAUACCACCCCAUGAAAGUACCUUUAUACCAUCUAAAGUUAGAGUUGAUACAUCUACUGGAUUUUUGCAUAAAAUGGCAGAUGAAGAGUCAAUGAAAUCAAGUUUAAGUAAGACUCUUAUUUUACUAAUUAUAGAAUUGAAAAGUCAAUAUUUAAUUCAGUUGAUAUUCUCGGUAUCUCCUACUAAGUUCGAUUUCUUUUUUAUAGCUUUAUAUAUUUAUGUUGAUCUAAUUUUCUAUUUUACAGAGCUGCCAUUCCACAAGCGUUUUGAAUAUUCCGCUCACUUAAGGUCAAGUAUUACAGUGACGACGUAUAGAAUUAAACACAUAUCUUGCUUGAAGCCAAAUAGAUUGUGGUUCACCACUGAUACGAGAAUCAAGGAAAUUGAUGAGAACGGACAUUUACUUAGGGAAUUAAGUGUAAACUGGACACAUGCUGGAUAUCAUACCUUAUCAAAGGCAGGAGACCUGUUGUUUAAAAAUAAUAAUGAUAUUUACAUGUUGUCCUCAAGUGGUGAAGUCCGCGACCUACAUAUACGCGCCAAUGAAUUUUCAUGCAUCCACUCUUCUCGACUAAACGGCGAUAUUUUCGUAAGUGAAGAAAAUAGUAUAAAGAGAUUCAGCGAUAAAGGUGUUAAACUACAAACGAUAAGUACAUUAAAAUUCACGAACGGAUCUCAAAUUCGUUAUAACAUCACGGAGAACAUAAAUGGAGACAUUCUGGCCAUUGUAGACGGCCAAGUAGUUGCGUUUAAAAGCGAUGGGCAACAUAAAUUUACCUACCCGGGUGAACAUUAUUGGUCAGGCUUUAUUCCUUUACGACUAUGUAACGACACUUUUGGACACAUACUGCUGAGUAACAUUCUCCAUCCAUGCGUCCACCUACUUGAUAUUAACGGACACCUUCUAGCAAAAUUACUGAUUCACAAAUCUAACAAAGGUUUAGACAGUAAUGCUCUGUGUGUAGACGAGAAAAACAAUUUAUAUAUUGGGUGUGAAAACAAAAUAUACGUUUAUACAUAUUUAUCAGACACAGCAAUUACAGAACAUGACGACACAGUGAUUGAUUCUGAAAUUCCCUGUGAUAUAUGAAUAAGGGUUUUGUUGUUUAUUGUAUCUUACUACUGUAAUAUCAUUUAUGAUAUAUAACUACUUGUAACUAACAAGUUGUAAUGUUUGUGACUGUCCUCAGAUUUUUGUUUGGUUGGUUAUGUCCAUGAAAGGCGUGCCAAAUAGCUAGUGCGACCCUGAAAUUUGUUUAACUAUAUACUUGACGUAUGCGUUUAAUUAUAAAAAAAUAUCCUAUUAUAUAACAGAUUUCUAAAUGCUUUUAAACAUUUGAUGGCCGUUUUUUAUACCUACUUGUUGAUGUGUAAAUUGUUGCAUAUUGGGAUUGAAUAGUGAAACUUAGUUAUAAAGAAUCUACAUUAUUUAAGAUGUAUAUUUACAAUUGCAACUUAGAUUACAAAAUGUUACACAAGAAAAAACAACUUGUAUACGGGUUUUAUGUUUUUAUGAUAUAUCAAUAAACAUAAUAUAAUUAUAAUUCAUACCAUAUUCAUACCAUAUACAUAAAAAAUUAAUUUUCUAUGCAAAAGUUUUUGAACAAUAAAAUUCUUUCUUUGUGAAAAUUUCUUAAAGUAUUAUUCUUGACAACAUUUGUCAGCGAUAUUUUAAAAACGAAAUAAAGAUACUGAAACGGUAAGAUAUUGUCUUCUUGCAUUUUUUAAUGUUUUGGACUUCCGUUUCUGUUCUUCCGGAUUUUAAAAGAAAAUACAAGAUAUAUAAUGUGGCAAUUCCAACGCUAUUUUCUCUUAAUGUGUUGAUAAAUUGACACAAAAUCAAAGUCCCUCAAAAUGAAGUGAUUUUUUAAACAUGCAACUUUAUAAACAAGGUAUCCUAGAAUUAUGUGUACCUUUUUUUUAGGUUUGAAUCCUGAUAUGUGUGGUAUUAAUUUUAUGCAUGACAUUUUUAAAGUACGUAUUGACAAAGGUAACAAUU
Magallana angulata is the source of this 5220-nucleotide messenger RNA. RefSeq lists its product as uncharacterized. The record is from RefSeq and is a predicted model, not a curated record. The transcript is spliced from 14 exons. Bases 247 to 4311 code for a protein of 1354 amino acids. NCBI's taxonomy places the organism in Eukaryota, Metazoa, Mollusca, Bivalvia, Ostreida, Ostreidae.